This is a messenger RNA of Nycticebus coucang (slow loris), 891 nucleotides long. RefSeq lists its product as uncharacterized. The coding region runs from base 1 to 891 and encodes 296 amino acids. The record is from RefSeq and is a predicted model, not a curated record. The transcript has 3 exons. NCBI's taxonomy places the organism in Eukaryota, Metazoa, Chordata, Mammalia, Primates, Lorisidae.
AUGCCAGGCCGGAGGCAGGGAAAGGCCAGGGAGUGGGGAGCCGGGGUGCCCCGAAAGCUGAGAGGCGACCGACGGCGAAGGUUCCAGGUCAACUUGUGCCGGAAGCUUUGCUUUCCGCAGAGAAUCCUCCCAGCACCACCCCACCCGCCUCGGCCCUCUCUCCCCCGCCUCCUGCAUUUCAAAGCACGGAAGUUCAGACAUCGAUCUCCCCUUCCAGAGCCGGGCGGCACCGAGGAAGAAGAGGGGCAGGUGGGGCCGCCCCGGUGGAUGCAGAGCCGGGGCGGGAAGGCCGGAGGGGCUCGUGUGGACGACUGUUCUUCAGCACGAGGCGCAGUUGCUUUAACUCCAGUAACUACGAGAAGUUCAAGGCUGAGCAGAAAGGGACCCUCUGCUCACAUCCCGCCGCCCUCCGGGGAGAGCCGCCGCCGCCGCCACCCGGCUCCGAGGGACCCCGCCGGACCUGCCCCUUCCACUGCGGCUCCCUCUGCCCUGCCUGGCGCCGGUCCUGGAUCGCCGGCUUCCUAUUUCUACCGGACUGGGCUCCUCGCGACUCACUUUAGCAUCCGGUUGCAGGUGGACCCUAACCUCCCUGGAGCUCCCUCCCCCGGCGGCACCCUCACCCCCGCCCCCAGAGUCCUGGCUCGCCUGAACACCCUCACAGUCUCUCCCCUCAAGUGGACCCGGUCCUACCUCUCUUUCGCUCUCCCCGCUUCGUUGUCUCCCCCCCCAAUCUUUUCCUAUUCCCCUUCCUUCUUCUCUUCCUUUGCCUUCCCCCCUCGUCUGCUUAUUUCUUGCAAUAGGAGUUUUAUUCUUUAUGAUCGGUUACCACACAACUACCCCCCCACCCCUCUGAAAGACUCCCUCCCUGUCCCUCCCCCCCAACACCCCUAA